This is a messenger RNA of Leucoraja erinaceus (little skate), 4623 nucleotides long. RefSeq names its product microtubule-associated protein 9 (gene map9). The record is from RefSeq and is a predicted model, not a curated record. Gene Ontology annotation, cellular component: astral microtubule. The coding region runs from base 260 to 2257 and encodes 665 amino acids. NCBI's taxonomy places the organism in Eukaryota, Metazoa, Chordata, Chondrichthyes, Rajiformes, Rajidae. The transcript has 14 exons. Gene Ontology annotation, biological process: mitotic spindle assembly; mitotic cytokinesis; regulation of mitotic cytokinesis. Gene Ontology annotation, molecular function: microtubule binding.
GCUACCGGCGGAGUGCGGCGUGCCCACAGCGGCAGCGCGUUGACGACAGCCGCCUUUGACUCGUUUCUUGUUCCCUAGUUACGAGAGAGACGCGACCUGACGGAUGUUGGUGGAAUUAACGCGUGAGUGUUGUGCACAGGGAACGGUCGAGUGAUCGCUGUGUGUGCAGUGAUUUAAGUGAGUAUUCCGCCGAGAAUCACUUCUGCUGGCAACUGCUUAGAUUGUCGGCACAACGCGAGAGGGCACUGGGCCCGAUUUGAUGUUGAGAUGCGGACAAAUGCGAGGUGAGGUCUACAAGAUGAUGUCAGGAUUAUUUAACCGAAAGGAAACUCGGGCCUUAAAACUCGUAGCUUCUGGAAAUAUAAACAGAAUGUUAGAGGAAGAGGAUAUCACUACCACUUCAGCUUAUGCAAAAUGUCAAGAUGAAUUACGCAGGCCGGUUGCUGUCAGAGCGAUGAAACAGUCUACAAAUGAAGAAAAUUACGUCAAGGAUUUUGACUAUGAGCUAAUGAAGGAUUUUGGUAUCAAAACAAGAACUGCAAGCUCUGAGAAAACAGAGAAGAAACCAUUGAUGUGUCAUUAUGUGUUUCCAGAUUAUGAGAAACCAAGAAGAAUAUUUAUGAAGAAUACAAAAAACAAUGAUGCUGAACUUAAUAUUUUAACUAUCACAGAAAAACCAGCAGAACACCAUCACAAUAAUGACCAAUGGAGCCCGCCAUCUUUUUUGAAAUCUGCAAAGAGUAACUGGAGAGAAAAUGAGGGGAAAGCACCUAUCCCUAAACCAAGGGACUAUAAAAUGAAACAAUCAUCUUCAACAGAAAGGGAAACGAAGAGUUCACUUUCAGGUGAAUCUCCAAAACCAAGACCACGUUACAAUCUUUUGAAAGAUGAAAGAAAUUAUUUGGAGAAGCAAGACGAUAACCUUUUUAAUAUGUCUCAAUCGCCGUUUUCUUCAGCUGUCAAACACAAAUUGCACUCUGGAGGUUCACAUUCUGAGUAUUCAAGAAGUGCCAGUCUUCUGUCAAAAGCAUCAUCAUUAAACAUAAGCAGAAGUACAUCAUCAAUACCCGAUGCCAGGUUUGCAGAUUAUAUUGAAGCACAAGUGCAAUCUCCUACAGAUAGUGAUGUCACAGGCAGCUAUGCAAAUGAUAGAAUCAAUGGGAAGAUAUCACCCAUUGCUGGGGCACAAUUUGAAGAUAAUAACACAAAUGAUGAAGUGAAAACUAAAUUAAAGCACUUGUUACGAGCAGAAGCGAAUGUAGAUCAUUGGCAAUCUCAAAUGUUUAAACCCAACUUGGAGCAACAUGUCACUGAUCAUGCCAUCCCGGACUCUUUCAUGAGGAAUUCUUCCAAAUUGAAGGAGAAAGACCAAGCUAGGAUGGAAUGGAUUGGGAACAAGGGUCAAAAUCCAAAAUCACAUCGAAAAUCAAAUGAUAGCAGGUCUCUGAAUUCACCCGUGCAGACCAUGGGAAGAUCUUCUGCUGGAAAAAGUCCACAAUCCAAAACAACUGAACCUCGAUAUUUGGGAACAUUAAAAAUCUUGGACAGCAAAGCUUUACCAAAUGAAACUUCUAACCUUGAAGCUCCAGACACUAUCAGGGCAUCUAUUUAUCAGGUGUGGUUAGAACGGAAAAAACACCUUCUUCAUGAAGAUAAAAAACAACAAAAGCUCAAGACACAACAUGAAAAUGAGAAGAGAGAGCAGAUUAUUGAGAAUAAAGAAGAUGCAAAGGCAUCAUUCGAGGCCUGGCGGAGAAAAAAGAAAAAUGCAUUCCAAAGAACUGAUGAUAAGAAGAAAGAAGAGGAAAGAGCAAAGCAACAAGCAGAAGCAGAGAAAGAGGAGAAGAAGGGAGAAGCAGAAAAGGUAUUUGAAAAAUGGAAAGAAGAAAAAGAUCAAAAUCUAAAAGGAACUUUACAGAAGCAAAAGCAAAUUAAAAGAGAGAAAAAGGAAAAAGAAAAAGAGCAAGUCACUGAACGAAAGAAGGAAAAUACUUCAGCUUUUAUGAAAUGGAAUGAAAAUAAACGAAUAGUACUGAAACAAAAGAAGAAAGAGAUUGCAAAAGAUGAGCAGAAAAAGAAAAUUGAAGAAGAAUAUACAAAAACUGGAAGAGAAGAGAUGGCAGCACUAGUGUAUGAGAAAUGGCUGGAACAGAAAGACAAAAAGGAAAAGAAGCAAAAGAAAAUCAAGAGUGCUUCAUACAGCGACCCACCUCCUCCCUGGAGCCCCCCUAAUAAAACAAUACCAUUUAGAAAAUGAACAUUAUUAUAACUGGUAAACAGGCAGUGGAAUUCAUAGAGCAAAUUAUUGCCAAUUAACAAUGUUUUAUAAAAGUAUGGUUUUAAGAAAGAACAGUAUUUUAAUCUAUGAUCAUUUAAACAUAAACCAGAGACCAUUCAGCCCAUCACAUCCAUACUGACCAGUGGGCAUCCAUCUGUAUUUAAUCCAUCUUCCAGCGUGGCCCAUCACCUUCCAUGCCAAGACAAUUGAAGUGUUUAUCCAGAAACAUCUUAAAUCUCAUCAGCGACUGCUUCCACCACACUCACUGUGCAUUCUAGUAACUCACCAUUCUCUAGUGAAAAAGGUCCACCUCAGAACCUCUUCCCACGUAAGCAAAAUCUAUGUCUUACACUUAUCUACCAGUUUAUAUGGGAAAAUGUUUCCUGCAGUCUCUACCACUCCAAAACAUCAUGUACAGUACCUCAGUUAUGUCCUCUCAACCUCCUUUAGAGUUUAGAGAUACAGCAUGGAAACUGGCCCUGGGCUCACCAUGUCCACGCUGUCUAUCGUUUACACAUUCACACUAUGCUAUUCCACUUUCUCAUGCACACCCUGCAUACUAGGGGGAAUUUACAGAGGUCAAUUAACCUGCAAACCCGCACGUCUUUGGGAUGUGAGAGGAGAGCGGAGCACCUGGAGGAAACUCACGCGGACACAGGAAGAACGUGUAAACUCCACACAAACAGCAGCCAAGGUCAGGAUCGAACUCUGGUCUCUAGCGCUGUGAGGCAGCGGCUCUACUAGCUGCACCACUGUGCCACUCCCUUUAUUUCAGGUGUACUAAGAUUUUAAAUAAACCACCACGAUGAACUGAAAAAGAAAGCUGACACCUUGAAGACAGGGUUGUAAAUAUAUUUCCCCCUUCCCCCACCCAAAACAAACACUUAGACAAACCAAUAAAACCAAAAAAAGUCGAAAUAACGAACACACUACUGGCAGGGCAUCCGACUCGCAGAGCCCCCAACUGACCGAUACUUUCAAUCUUGAAACUCGUGGAACUUAGAGACAGCACUCCGCUCUGCAACUGGAUUCUCGACUUCCUAACCAACAGACCUUAAUCAGUAAGAAUUAGCAAAUCAUCCUCUAUGAUAAUCCUCAACACUGGUGCCCCGCAAUUAUGUGUUCUCAGCCUCCUGAAGUAGAGAUGGUCGAAAGCUUCAAGUUCUUAGGAAUAAAUAUUCUAGCAAUUUGUCCUGGUCCAACCACAUCGAAGCUUUGGCCAAGAAAGCUCACCAACGCCUUUACUUGCUAAGAAGGCUGAGGAAGUUUGGCGCAUCCCCUACAACCUUCACCAACUUCUACAGAUUCGCCGUAGAAAGCAUUUUAUCAGGAUGUUGUUGACGUAUCCCAGACCAUCACGCAAACCAACCUCCGUUCCACGGACUCCAUCUAUACUUUGUGCUGCCUUGCCAUGGCCACCGGCAUAAUCAAGGAUCACAGUCUCUCGUUCUCCCCUCUCCCAAUAGGCAAGAGGCAUAGAAGUUUAAAAACACAUACCUCCAGAUUCCGUUUUUUCCCAGCUGUUAUCAGGUAAAUGAACUGUCUUCUCACCAACUGGAGUGUGGUCCUGACUACCCAUCUACCUCUCGAGACCUUUACACCAUUUUGUAAUCAGAAUUAUUGGACUUCAUCUUGCACUAAACGUUAUACCAUUUAUUCUGUAUCUGUACACUAUAGAUGGCAUGAUUAUGAUCAUGUAUAGUCUUCUUUAAGUGGAUAGCAUGGAACAAAAAGUUUUUCACUGUACCUUGGCACACAUGAGAAUAAUAAGCUAAACUUUUUUUUCUGCACCCUUUCCAGCUUAACAACAUCUUUCCUAUAAUAGGGUGACUCUCCCACUAGUGGAAACAUCCUCUCCACGUUCACUCUAUCCAGGCCUUUUACUAUUCGGUAAGUUUCAAUGAGGUUCCCCCUCAUCCUUCUCCUCAAUUCUUCAUAUGCGAGAGGUCUGAUGGGUACGGCUGAUGAACUCAGGGUGUGGAUAGGUACAUGUGACUGGAACGUUAUAACCAUUAGGGAAACCUGGCUAAGGGAGGGACAGGAUUGGCAGUUUAAUAUUCCAGGUUACAGGUGCCACGGACGAGACAGAGGUGGGGUUAAAAGAGAAGGGGGAGUUGCUUUAUUGAUUAAGGAGAAUGUCAUGGCAGUAGUCUGAGACGACAUUACUGAUGGUUUGGCCAAUGAGGCUAUCAGAGUGGAGCCAAGAAAUAAAAAAGGGAUGAUUGUUGGGAGUGUACUAUAGGCUCCAAAGUAGUCAAUGGGAAUUAGAACAACAAAUAUGCCAACAGAGGCAGCUGCAAGACUUACAAGGUUGUAAAAAUAGAGGAUUGUAACUUUCCCAAUAA